AACCGUCAUUUGUUUUUUCUCCGAAAUGGUUGUGCGAGACGAUUGCGGAAAGAGAUUCCUAAAUUCUAUUGUUUGAGUCUAAGGAACUUCAAAUGAAUAAAUGGCGUUCAUUAAUUAGUUGACGGACUCAAACGAUUAUGAUCGGCCGACACUUGUGCCCUUGUUCUUCCGACGCUCUUCAGUUUUUGCUGGUAACAUAGAAGAAGAAGAAGAAGGAGAAGGAGAAGAAGAAGGGAGCAUCUGGAGAACUACGUAGAGACCUCCCAGCUUAGUGUGUAAUCGUUCUGCGCACAAAAAUGGCCACCGGUGCCGCUGUAACUUUGUGAUGGUGGUCGUGGGCCCGGCCGAGGUGACUCGCCAGGUGGUGUCGAGUCAGAUUCAGGGCAGCAUCAUGACCCAGGAGAGGCGGAGGAGGCCUCGAGUCCUCUCCUGCUGCAACUGCCUCAACAAGAGUCCUGCCGGUCCUCUGAGCCCCGUGGAGGAGAGCAUGCCCGAAAACCCUGACACUGGUUCGACCAAUACGACGUCACCUGCACACUCUGGAACGCCCUUCCUCCUUCUGUGUUCCCUGAGUCUGUCGACCUUUCUACUUAUAAGAGAUGGCCUGACACCCAACGUGCGUGCCCUGGUGGGGUCACCUAAAAGAUUGCCACGACCCAGAGUCAAGAGACCCAGCAGGGAAGAUGCGCCCAGUCCUCAGGUGCGUGCACUAGUUGGUUCCCCUAAAUGGUUCUGGAAACCAAGAUUCAAGAGGAGUUACAGAGAACCUGAAGGCGUGGGCAGCAGUCAGGAAAAUUGA
This is a messenger RNA of Macrobrachium nipponense, 799 nucleotides long. RefSeq lists its product as uncharacterized. The transcript has 6 exons. The record is from RefSeq and is a predicted model, not a curated record. Bases 326 to 799 code for a protein of 157 amino acids. Lineage: Eukaryota; Metazoa; Arthropoda; Malacostraca; Decapoda; Palaemonidae.